AUGACGUCGCGCUGUAAACACGACUGACGCUCAGCUGCGUGGCCGAAGCAUCCUCCGACCAAGAGCCUAAGACCUCUGUGUUUAUUUCACGACGGGACUACUGGGAGGCAUUAAAACAGCUGGGGUUCACCUCGACUCUCAUAUGCAGUCUCCAAAACCAAGACGACGGUGCCGCGUCUGUCCUGCUAAGUGCCAUGGCUAGAAAAACGGACAUCCCCACCUCUUACUAUGGUGAACCUCGCAAGUUUGACCCAAACUUCAGAGGGCCUGUUCAGAACAGGAGCUGCACUGAUGUGGUUUGCUGUGUUAUCUUUGUCAUUGUCAUCCUUGGAUACAUCGCUCUGGGUACCGUGGCUUGGAUUCAUGGAGACCCCAGGAAGGUCGUCUAUCCAACAGACAGCCGCGGUCAGUUCUGUGGCCAGCAGAACACCCCCAAUGCAAACAAAGCCAUAUUAUUCUACUUCAACAUGCUGAAAUGUGCCAAUCCUACAGUUUUAAUUAACCUCCAGUGCCCUACAACCCAGCUCUGCGUCUCAAAGUGCCCUGACAGAUUUGCCACUCUCCUGGAUGCAAUGAAUACCAAAAACUGGGAAUAUUACAAGCAAUUCUGCAAGCCAGGCUUCGAGAUUGGCAGUAAGUCAGUCAGAGAAGUCAUACGAGAUGAAGAUUGCCCGUCUAUGAUUGUGCCAAGCAGACCUUUCCUUCAGCGGUGCUUCCCUGAUUUCAUUAGAAGAAAUGGAAUUUUAACUGUAGCCAAUCAGACCAUCUUCAAAGACGGUGACAAUAACAAGAGAAGUGUCGACGACCUCAAAGAUGCUGCCAAAGGUAUUGCCAGUCUGCUGAAUGCCAAAGAAGUCGGCAUGAAGAUCUUCGAAGAUUAUGCAAACUCCUGGAUCUGGAUCCUCAUAGGUCUGGUGAUAACCAUGGUGGUCAGUCUGCUCUUCAUCUUGCUGCUGCGCUACACUGCCGGUGUGCUGCUGUGGCUCGUCAUCUUCGGUGUGAUCACUGCAGUGGGAUACGGCAUUUGGCACUGUUACUGGGAAUACAGCAAUCUGAGCGGGAAGCCGGGCUCUAAUGUCACCAUCUCUGACAUUGGCUUCCACACAGACUUCAGCAUUUAUCUUCAGCAAAGCCAGACGUGGUUCAUCUUCAUGAUCUCGCUCUCUGUGACUGAGGCCAUCAUUGUCAUUAUGCUGAUAUUUCUGAGGUCGAGGCUGCGCAUCGCUAUUGCAUUACUGAAGGAGGGAAGCAAGGCAAUCAGCUACAUCAUGUCCACUCUCUUCUACCCUGUUAUCACCUUUUUUCUUCUGGCCAUCUGCAUUGCUUAUUGGGCUGUCACAGCAGUCUUUUUAGCGUCAUCGGGCAAUGCAGUCUACAAGGUCACACCUGCUGACGAUAAAUGCAUGUAUGCAAACCUCACAUGCAAUCCACAGACCUUCAGCAAGACCAAUAUUACCAAGGUGUGCCCUGGGUCGCAGUGUAUGUUCGCCUUCUACGGUGGGGAGAGUGUGUACCAUCGCUACAUCGUAGUUUUCCAUCUGUGUAACCUGUUUGUGUUCCUCUGGCUGGUCAACUUUACCAUCGCCCUGGGCCAGUGCACCCUGGCCGGGGCCUUCGCCUCCUACUACUGGGCCCUGAAGAAGCCAAAAGACAUCCCUGCAUGCCCCCUCUACUCCUCAUUUAGCAGAGCUAUACGUUUUCACACAGGUUCUCUGGCCUUUGGGUCACUGAUCCUUUCUGUGGUGCAGAUGAUCCGAAUUGUUCUCGAGUACCUGGAUCACAAACUGAAAGUUUCUCAAAAUGCCUGCGCUCGAUUCUUGCUCUGCUGCCUCAAAUGCUGCUUCUGGUGCCUGGAACAUUUUAUCAAGUUUCUAAACAGAAAUGCAUUCAUUAUGAUGGCAAUAUAUGGGAAGAACUUCUGCACCUCUUCCAAGGAUGCUUUCUUCCUCUUAAUGAGGAAUGUUGUUCGGGUGGCCGUCCUGGACAAGGUGACAGACUUUCUGCUGUUCCUGGGAAAACUGCUUAUUUCAGGAAGUGUCGGUGUUCUUGCAUUUUUCUUCUUCUCACGUAAAAUACCAGUUUUUCAGGAGGAGGUGCCAUCACUAAAUUAUAUUUGGGUCCCCCUUUUGACGGUGAUAUUUGGAUCCUACAUGAUCGCACAUGGCUUUUUUAACGUCUAUGCCAUGUGUGUGGACACAUUGUUCCUGUGCUUUUUGUGGGAUCUGGAGGUGAACGACGGCUCUCUAUCCCGGCCCUUCCGCAUGAACAAAGCGCUGAGGAAGAUCCUCCACAAGAAGAACAGAAGGAAGUAGGGACUGGACGGAGAAAGACUAAAUAUUAAUACCAAAGUGUGGUACAAACCCAUGUGGCAAUAAUCAUGUUGCCAUAUGUAAUGUAAGUGUACACAAGUUGCAGCUGUACACUAUAAUUGACAAACUGUAGCUGAGCAAUAUGAAGAAUUAGAUUGACCCACACAAAGUAAUUUAUGAACUCACUAAUUGUUAACUCCAGAGGUGUGCAGUUCUAAGAGAAAUAUGUUAAAUUGUGUACAUUUUACUGCCAUAUGCCAUAUCACAGCAGGUUCCUACUGGAACAGUUGAUUUCCUGUGUUUUUUGUUUGUUUGUUUUUUAGUAAAUCUCAGCUUUUGUUUCUCUAAAAUCUUGUAGUUGCCAAUUUCCACCACAUGGUGGUGCCAGUCAGCACCAGAUGACAGUCUGUGCUGUUGUUGAUGCUUGAAUGCACUGAGUUUCUUCCAUGAAAUGGUCAAACUUCAGCUCAUCUGUGUGUUAUCACAGUGUUAGUGUCUCACAUUGAGAAACAUAUAUGCAACUUAUUGCCCACUGUUUUCAUAUUCAAUUGCCAAGCACGUAAAGGCAUUGCAGGGCACAUUACUUCAGUCUUAUGAGUGUUUUGCUUUGGGUUUCUGAUUGAAUGCUGCAGCUACGCAGUUUACGUUCUUUGGACACUUGUAGCUAAGUUCUUAAAGGGAUAUCGAUCAGCAAGAGAUGUUGUCUAACAGGUUUGGUUUAUUAGGAGUGAAUGAAGCGUGGAAGGUGAAACUAAAUUAUAUUCUGUGUUUUAUAUUUUGUGUCAUUAUAAAACACAGAACCUCACAGGUGCAUGUGCUUUUUGUCUUUGCUUUUAAACCCUCUGAUGUGGGCUUGUGUAUCUGUAACAAUGCACUGAAUCCAGUGACAGGUCUUAAAGCCAUCACACUGUUAAAGUGACAAUCUCUGAAAAAUGGCCUCAUUAGUGUUAGAGUCCAUUCUUAGCAUUAAUAUGGCUUCCAUCACAGACCACAAUAACGGUAGACACUUUGAAUAGACGUCACUGGCAUUCUUCACUGAUUGUGCAUUUCCAAAACAAUCAAAACGUCCUCAGACACUUCCUCAAACCACACUUGCAGUUAGUUCUGUUCUUGGAUUUUUGCUCCCUGGUUAUCAUCCACAACAAAGAUUAACUUGUGAUCUCUUUGUGGACAAUUUAAAAACAACAACAACAACAAUGCUGUCAGUUUUAAUCAGAGGUUAAAGUGAGAUUUUGCAGGUGGGGGAUCCCAGACCAGCGGGGAUGGGGGUGUCCCCCUUGGGUAUCAGCACAUAGUUUUCACAGCCAACAUGUGGUUGUUAUGCUAAUUUCACUCGCACUGUUGCAGGAAACCUGAAAAUCCCACCCCGCGCACACACGCAGUGUAGAGAGCAGGAGGGGUGUGGAAAAAUAGCUGCACUUUUUUGAGCGGGUUGGCGACGGUACGCUCGGUGUUAAAUGGUUAACUGAAGGUUCAUUAUUAACUCCUGGUUUUAAUCAUCUUUAAUAUUGUUGUUUUUGUGUGAUCUGUUUGGUUGUUUCUUUUUUUUAAUGACCCUCUACCAGUGUAAGACAGCCUGUAACCAUAACCGUACAAAAGCAAACAUGAAUAGCACAACUACACAAUUACACAAGGCAACCAUGUGACCUGAUAAACAGCAGAUCCACAAGGCUCAACAUCUGAGUUUGAGCUAAAUAGUUUCUGGAUUAUUUGUGAUACAAUCAAGUGUGUAUUUUGUAACAGUUUCAGUAUUUAUUUUUUAUUUAAGAUUCUUAUUGUCAGUAGUGGUAUCUCACACAACCCUUACUCACAGUGCAACCAGUUAACCAUUUUUAUGUUUGGCAUGUUAAAGCAACAUAUAAAUGGCUCCUAUUGUGUGGCAAACAUAUGCAGUUAACACAUCACUGGGAGGUAGAAUUUGUGUUUGGUCUAAAACAAAGAGCAGAGAAGCUGCUGGAUUGGUUUUUAAUGGAUCUUUGAACUAUGGCCUGCAGCCCCUUAGUUAAUAUACACACUAAAAAUGUUUGAGUCUUGUAUUAAUAACAGAAAAUCAUAACAAAGUUUGUUAUUGGAGUAACAGUGUUACAUGUUUUUGCUGAUACGAGUCCUCUUCUUGAUCCAAGGUGUAGUUUUGGCUCAGUUUGCAGAGUUGGUUGUAAUACUAGUGAGUCACUCGUGUCAAAGAUGCAGUUGGAUAGAUGUAAUUGAUAAGCUGGUGAGCCACAGAUGAAGCUGAUUUCUGUCUUGGAGGAAAGAUUCAGUGGAUUAGCGGAUUUUUGGAGAUCGAUCAAAUAAAAAUCCAAAAACGUGUCAGUGGGUCGCAGGCACUGACGUUAACGAGAAUGGCUGCCUGUGUCUGUGUGUUAGCCCUGUGAUGGACUGGCGACCUGCCCACGGUGUACCCCACCUCACACCCCCACUUGUACUUUAUUGACAUGAACCUUUUACUGACGUGUGCCUUUUUUACCACAGUAGAUUCACGCACCACUUAGAAAGAUGCUCAGCUUUAGAUCUCUUAAGAUGUGACUCAUGUUUGUGAGUCUCUGCGCCGUGCUUGUCAAACCUGAGAACCUGCCCCGAUGGUGCUGCGGAGUGACAGCACUGCCAGACUGCCUCACACACCUCCUGCCCCUGUUUGAGCACGCUGGGACAUGUAACAUCCAAAAAAAAAAGAAAAACAACUCCUUGUGUAUCUGAAAGAAGAGAAAUGAUGCAUGUCGAGUACAGUGGGGCUUAUUACGCAUGUAGCAGGUUGUAUAUUCUUUUUUUUUUUUUUGGACCCAGAAUAACUAUCAUACUCCCAUUAGAGUUUCAUAUCUUUUUGUGUGUGUAAGUCAGGUUCAGUUUCACUCCAGGUAGUGUCACUAUGUAAGAUCUGAUAAGCGAAGUAAGAGAGGUGUUUUUAUAGGCCUUCUCCUCCCUCCUGUGUCUGGAAAUUGGAUUCUUUUGGUCAACCGCAGUCAGCAAGUAGACGCAAGUUAAACGUCUCUCUCGGUAUAAUGUGAGUCAGUUUUCUUACCACAACCUCGUAAAAAAAGUCAAACUCUGAAGAUGCAGCGCUCUAACCUGCCAUAAACAGAUGAGCAACACUUCAGUUUUACUUAAAUUCACUCAUUUCUCCACAAAGUUGACUGUGAGAAUAACUGCGUUGCAGGUGUUUUUAUGUUAUCAGCAGAACAUGUUGCCUCUGUGUGACAUACAGAUAUGGUUGUAUUUUUAAAGGUUUGUUUGUUUGUUUGUUUGUUUUAAUCAAUAAAUAAUUUUUGCUGUCAUGCACACAAUUUCUCUAUCUUAAUAUCUAAAUAGGCCCACUCAGAUGUGAAUGCAGCACAGCACCAAACAUGCAAAAUGUUUUCACUCAUUCAUCUCCCAGGUUUUGUGAAAUUAGACAUUUAUUCUCAAAAGAGACUAUACAUACAAUAAAUUAAAUUGCAACACUGCUAUUCAGACAAAUUCAUCUUCAUGUGGAGUCGACUUUUGCGGGGCUGGUGGCUUUCACUAAGAGGAGCACAAUCAAACUUUGUCACCGACAAACAGACCACAAACAAAUAUAAAUAUAUAAUGUCAUGUGUGAGGUGCACCGACGCCUUGCAAUUUGCAUGAUAAAAUUAGGACAUUUAGGCCUGUAAAUUAUAGAGAUCUGAAAUUUGCUUGACAAACAAUAUAAACGUGUUGCUGCAAGACGGGCAGUUCAAGAAGAGAAAAGGUUUGAUGGGUCACGAAAAGUUUAAAUUAUAUUUACCACACAGAUCAGAAUACUGCUGCUAAUAAUGGACGAACAUUGUAGUGUGUGUGUGUGUGAGAGAGAGAGCGAGAGCGGUUCAGGCGUUAGACACAGGCAGCGAGGUCAUGGCGUGGGCUGGCAGCAGCGGUUGAAACAAGGAUGGAGGCGAGUGUACUGUAGGCACAAACACAGAGCAGAGUGGAAACAACAAAAAUCAUUACAAGACUGACUAUCAGUUAUCUGACUACAAAAAAUUCACUAUUUCUCUGGGUGCAACAAGGCUGAAAGAUCUUUUUUUU
Molecule: messenger RNA, 6332 nt
Organism: Archocentrus centrarchus (flier cichlid)
Lineage: Eukaryota; Metazoa; Chordata; Actinopteri; Cichliformes; Cichlidae
Gene: slc44a5b
Product: solute carrier family 44 member 5b
Exons: 22
Coding region: 195-2312 (705 amino acids)
Biological process (GO): transmembrane transport
Cellular component (GO): membrane
Molecular function (GO): transmembrane transporter activity
Source: RefSeq, a predicted model, not a curated record